AUGUCAGAGCAAGAUUCAGGAGCCACUCGUGUAAAAUUGGUAGUUGUUGGUGAUGGUGCAGUCGGAAAGACUUGCCUCUUGAUCAGUUAUGCUCAAAACGAAUUCCCAACAGAGUACGUACCAACCGUCUUUGAAAAUUAUACAGCCAGCAGAAAGAGAGGUGAAGAAGACAUCAAGAUUCAUCUCUGGGAUACUGCAGGUCAAGAAGAAUAUGAUCGUUUAAGACCACUUUCAUACCCAGGCGCAGAUGUUGUAUUACUUUGUUUCAGUACUAUCAGUCAAGCUUCAUAUGAAGCCAUCAGAGACAAGUGGGCACCAGAAGUUAAUCAUUAUAUUCCAGAUGUACCACAUAUUUUAGUUGGUACCAAGGUUGAUUUGCGUGAAGCUCAACACCCAGAUCCAAACUCUGGCAAGUUUGAACCAGUCACCCCAGAUAUGGGUCUUUCCAUGUCCAAGCAAAUCAAGGCUGCCAGCUACUUGGAGGUAUCUGCAAAGACCCGUCAAGGUUUGGAAGAGAUUUUCAACGCUGCCAUCGAUUUGGUUCUUAGCUCUCGAGGUAUCGAAAAGAAGAAUGAUGCCUCUACCCCAUCCUCUGCCACCACUGACAGAAAAGACAAGUCAAAGAGCGGCGGCAAGAAGAAGUCUUCAUGUAUCAUUUUAUAA
Molecule: messenger RNA, 663 nt
Organism: Cavenderia fasciculata
Lineage: Eukaryota; Evosea; Eumycetozoa; Acytosteliales; Cavenderiaceae
Gene: racE
Product: Rho GTPase
Exons: 4
Coding region: 1-663 (220 amino acids)
Biological process (GO): establishment or maintenance of cell polarity; small GTPase-mediated signal transduction; cortical cytoskeleton organization
Cellular component (GO): cytoskeleton; cytoplasmic vesicle; cell projection
Molecular function (GO): GTPase activity; GTP binding; protein kinase binding
Source: RefSeq, a predicted model, not a curated record